GUCUCUAUUGACAACACUGGUUCUAAGUUUUAACGAAGAUAUGUUUCUAUGUUUUCUAUGUUAUUAACAUGGCUAUUUUUUAAAAAGCUUUAUAUACCACCAUUUUUUUAUGAUAUAUCCAAUCAGCGCUUAACAAUACAUUGCACAAGUCACUGUUUCUUUUUUACUUAUUCCUUUUUUAUAUUGAUAAUAAAUGUAAUUUUAUAAUGUUUAAAUGCGUGUAUCAAUUCUUCGAACAUAACAAAUUGGCGACGAGGAUAAAAAAAGAUUAAUCAACAUUCAGAACCAUCAAAAGAAAAGCAUCAAGUCAACAAUCAUAAAAACAGAAAAUGUCUGCUGAUAUGGAUAAACUUUUGCAAGCAAUUACCAGCAUGACCAAUGCUCUGCAGGAACAACAACAGCAACAACAACAGCUUCAACAAUCGAACAUAACCAGCGUCAAUGUCAUUUCAAAUUUUGAUCAAUUCGACCCUAAAACAGAAUCAUUCGAUGUUUAUAAAGAACGAUUGGAAAAUUAUCUGCAAUUGAAAGGGGUUUUCGGAAACAAAGAGAUGUGUGCAAAAUUAUUGCUGCAGUAUGUGGGUGCAUCAAAUUAUUCAACACUAGCAACAUUAGUCGCUCCAACACCGAUCAACCAACUAUCCUACGACAAUAUUAUAUUCCAUUUGAAACAACAUUUCUGUCCUAAAAAAAAUAUUCUUGUGCAACAACACAAGUUUUUAAAUGAAAUACAAAAUGAAGAUCAGAGUAUUUCUGAUUUUAUUGCUGUUUUACAGGAAAAGGCGGCGAUGUGUCAUUUUGUGUGUAGUUGUAACAAAUCAGUUUCGGAUAUAUUUUGUCGAGCGCAGUUUAUAAGAGGAAUCCGAGAUAAUAGCAUUCGUGAAAAAUUGCUGCAAAAACCCGAAGACACAUUUGUGCAAAUUUGUGAAAAGGCGAAGGCGUUGGAGGCAGCGAAAAUAAAUAAUAAUGAAAUUAUGCAGAGUUCUUCAACAAGCGAGUUAAUUAUCGACAACUAGGUCUUGAAGGGAUGUGCUUACGAUGUGGGCGAAACAAUCAUCGAUCAAAUGAAUGUAAAAUAAACAAAAACAAUCUAAAAUGUUCUUUUUGUAACAAAACAGGUCAUGUGAGACAAGUAUGCAUAAAAUCGAAAUUUAAACAAAAUUCAUCAUAUAAUGCAAUACAAUCGUGUUCAUCUGAUGACGACUACUGUGAGGAUGAUGAUAAUUUUGGUAUCCAUCAAAUAGUCGAUAUUUACAACAAAUCAGAAAUUCCACCACCAGAAUUGCAAAAAUUUUUCGCAACGGUUUCAAUCGACGGGAGGAAGCAAGUUUUCGAAGUAGACUCUGGUGCCGGCUACACUCUCAUACCAAAGAACGAUUUUGAAAAACUCAAAUUAAAUUUAAAGCUUCAAAAAACCAAGAUAGCAUUUCGCGCUUAUACGGGGGAUGUGUUUAUACCUCUGGGUGUAGUGGAUGUUAAUGUCCAAUAUAAAAACAGGAAGUCCAGAGAGAAAAUGUUUGUUGUGGACGCUAGACACUCUGCGUUGCUUGGCCGUGUAUGGAUAAGGCAUCUUAAAAUUGAUCUUAGAGAAGUAGACCAAGACUGUUUGAAGGAAGGGGCAAAGCCAGCUUUUUUUUAAAGGAAAGGCAAGUUCCAUUCGCUCUUCGUGAAAAAGUAGAGCAAGAACUCGACACAUUAGAAAACGAGGGUAUAAUUUCAAAAGUUAACACCAGUAAUUGGGGUUCGCCACUGGUUGUCAUACCAAAACCUGAUGGGAAUGUGCGGUUAUGUGUUGACUACAAGCUCUGCGUCAAUCCCCAAUUGGAGCCUGCUCACUAUCCAAUAAAGCGAAUAGAUGAAAUAUUCAACACAUUGAAAAAUUCCAAAUAUUUUUGUAAGCUGGAUCUAUAUAAAGCGUAUUUACAUGUAGCAGUGGAUGAUGAAAGCAAAAUAAUUCAAACAAUUUCUACACACAGAGACCAAAUUCUACGAGGCCUUGAAGGUACCACAUCUUAUUUUGAUGACAUAAUUGUGCACGGUCCAACCAAAUCCCUGUGUGAGCAGCGACUUAUUGAAUGUUUGGAACGCCUGCAGACAUAUAAUCUACACGUUAACAAGGACAAAUAAGCCAUGGCAAAACUUCCACGUCCCAAAAAUGUAGACGAGGUGAGAAGAUUUUUGGGAAUGGUUACGUAUUAUUCGCGAUUUAUUCCGAAUAUGGCUACCAUUACACAUCCACUUAGAAGUCUACUGGAAAAAGGAAACAAAUUUGUAUGGUCAAAGCAAAGUGAAGAAGCUUUUAUUAAGCUGAAGCAAGAAAUUUUGCAUGAGCGAGUUUUAGUACCAUACGACCAGUCACUGCCAUUGAUCCUUAUAUGUGAUGCAAGUCCCACAGGAGUUGCAGCAGUACUGUCACACAUAGUAGAUGGUUGUGAAAGACCAGUUGCGUUUAUUUCCAGAGCUUUAACAAAAGCUGAACAAAAUUAUAGUCAACUCGACAGAGAAGCUCUGGCAAUCAUUUUUGCUGUUGACAAAUUAUUUAUGUAUUUACAUGGUCGAGAAUUUACACUUGUGACUGAUAACCGUCCACUUUCGAGAAUUUUUCACCAGCAUGCUAAAACGCCAGCGAUGACCUCACAAAGAUUAUUGCGAUAUGCUUCUUUUCUACAAGGAUUCAAUUACAAACUUGAGCAUCGCAAAGCCGAUCAAAUAGCACAUGUAGAUUGUUUAUCAAGAGCCCCUUUAUCAGCGUCUUCAAAGUUUUUACAUUUUCUUGAUAAAGAAACAAAAGAUAUCCAAGAUCAAACUAUAAAUGAAAUUUCAUCAAUUUCAAUAACGGCAACAUCGGUUGCAAAAGAAACCCAGAACGACGAUGAAUUCAAAAAAUUAAAGGAAUCGCUAUUGAAUGGCGGAAAUACAGAUCCUGAGUAUUCUAUACAAGAUGGCGUUUUAUUUAAGGGAACUCGUGUUAUGAUUCCUGCUACAUUACGCGAUGCAGUGCUACGUGAAUUACACCACACACAUAUUGGCGUUGUAAGAAUGAAGCAGCUAGCCAGAAAGUAUUGUUUUUGGAAGGAGAUCGACUCUGACAUUGAAACAUUGGUAAAAUCGUGCCCUGAUUGUGCUAUGAUACGAAGAUGCCCCCCAAAGGUGGAAACACACAAAUGGGAGGACCCAAUCGAAAAUUUUCAAAGAGUGCAUAUUGACUACGCAGGUCCUUUCCAAAAUCAUUAUUUUCUUGUGUUAGUUGACGCAAAAUCGAAAUGGCCUGAAAUAAAGGUAAUAAAACAAGCUCCAACUUCGGAUAUCACGAUAUCAUUAUUACAAAGCAUAUUUUCAACACAUGGUCUUCCCCAAAUUAUGGUAUCUGACAACGCUACAAUUUUUCAAAGUGCCGUAUUUAGAACUUUUUGCGAGAACAACGGUAUUAUCCAGAAAUUUAUUGCACCGGGGCAUCCAGCUACUAAUGGACUUGCGGAAAGACAUAUUCAAACCUUGAAAAGGAAGCUAAAAGCGAUGCAAAACGAAAAGUUACCAUUACGCCUCAAAGUGCAGGAAAUAGUUACCAGAUAUAGAGCAACUCCGCUUUCAAAUGGCAAAAGCCCUGCAAACUUAUAUCUAGGACGUGACUUACGUAUAAAAUUAGACUCAAUUCGCCCAACAAAAUUGAAGAAAUCUGAAGUGGUCAACCCAAAAGUUCGAAAAUUAGGCGUUGGAGAGAGGGUCCAAGUUCGUUGGUUUAGCAAAGGAGUCCCGACUUGGAAGUUCGGUACCGUUCUGCAAAAACUUGGGAAUAUUCACUACAGCAUUAAACUUGACAAUAAUUAUAUUCUUAAAAGACAUAUUAAUCAAUUGUAUAAGUCCAUGGUUUAUGAUCAAAAUCAACCCACUUUAGUUACAGGAAAUCCACCACAGAAGGAACCUCAAAUUGAAGAAGUCAUAAUCCAGCGGAAUCAGACACAACCUCAAGCUCCCAGCGAAUCGCAGCUUCCAGCCUCCGCCGAGCCACAGCUGCCAGAGACACCACUAAGUAUUAGGCGAUCGAACAGAGUAAGGAGACUUCCAGCACGUUUCCAAGACCACGUUCCCUAUUAGUGUGGGAGAUUGUUAUGUCUCUAUUGACAACACUGGUUCUAAGUUUUAACGAAGAUAUGUUUCUAUGUUUUCUAUGUUAUUAACAUGGCUAUUUUUUAAAAAGCUUUAUAUACCACCAUUUCUUUAUGAUAUAUCCAAUCAGCGCUUAACAAUACAUUGCACAAGUCACUGUUUCUUUUUUACUUAUUCCUUUUUUAUAUUGAUAAUAAAUGUAAUUUUAUAAUGUUUAAA
This is a messenger RNA of Stomoxys calcitrans (stable fly), 4326 nucleotides long. RefSeq lists its product as uncharacterized. Lineage: Eukaryota; Metazoa; Arthropoda; Insecta; Diptera; Muscidae. Gene Ontology annotation, biological process: DNA integration. Gene Ontology annotation, molecular function: zinc ion binding; nucleic acid binding. Bases 2131 to 4095 code for a protein of 654 amino acids. The transcript is spliced from 5 exons. The record is from RefSeq and is a predicted model, not a curated record.